GGAGAGCACCAAAUGUGAAAUCCACAGAAGUCAAAAGGCUAAUCCGAUGAAAUAAAACAGUAAAAAAUCAACAGCAAUGGCUUCGAACGGAAACCCUAAAUUUCAGCUCCCCGUGUUACUCUCCCAAUAAAACAACAAUGGUCCUAUUAUUUCCAUGGAAACCACUCCUAUCUCUCCUACUAUUCCUCUCCCUAUUCUUUUACGAACACUGGAUUUCAAUCCCUUCUUGCAACAUCGUACCCAACACAGAUCUCAACCAACAGGAACACGACGUCGUUGAAGAGGAAAACGACAACGAUGAGGUUUUGAAAGUCAUGUUGGUUGCCAAUUUAUUACUCUUAGGAUCUGACACUAGCUUUUUUAACCUCUAUUUUAGAGAUUAUUACAUGUCCAAGGUUUUCAAGAAAUCUUUUUAUUCUUUAAAGCCUGACAUGCUGCUGGUAAUGGGGGAUGUUUCGGCGAGAGGGUCGACAUUGACGAGGGGUAAAUGGGUAUCAGUGUUGCAUCAGUUUCAUGGAAUGAUAGGGCCAUUUAUUGAACUUCCAUUUCAUGUUGUUCUUGGUGAUAUGGAUGUUGGAGGGUGCAGUGGGCUCGACUCAAAUUCAGUUUAUUGGAUAGCUAGGAGUUUUCCGGGGCUAGAUUCAUCUGGUUGUGGUGCGUUUGAUAUUGACAAUGUUAGUUUUGUUUCCCUUAACGCGGCUGCAUUGCUUUGUGGUAAUAAUAAGUUGAGGUUUAGUGUUGAGAAGGCUGUAGAGAUGGAAAGAAUAGGUUCAUGGAUGGAUUCGGAGAAAGAAAUGAGUGAUUAUGGAGAAUUUACGAAAAUGUCUGAUAGUUUUGGGCGGAGAAAGGAUUUAGUGACAUCUGGAUUAGGUCCUGUCCUCUUACUUCAUUUUCCAUUGCAUCGAGCGGAAAAUGGUGGUUGUAAGGAAGGGAAUAUUGUUAGCAAAGCUCCCAUGCCCUUACGUCAGGGCUUGAAUGCAUUAGAGAGUAGCAGGGGAUAUACUGGUGCUCCCUAUGAGUUAUGGCAUACAAUCCCUCCAAAUGCUACGCAGUACAUAUUUCAGGCUCUUAAACCAAGGAUUGUUUUCAGUGCGCAUACACAUGAAUUUUGUGAUCACACACACUCAGAUGGGACACGCGAGAUAACUGUCCCUGCAAUGACAUGGAAAGCAAGGGAUGACCCCGGGUUUGUUUUUGCCACAUUCAGAAGUGGUGGGAAUACUGUAAGUGUCAGCUACUGUUCCCUUGCCAGGGAAUCUCAUGUACUAAUAGCAUACACUUUGAUUUUGUUUCUGCUAAUCACAUUAGGGCUUGUGGCAAAUAAACCUUACAACAUGUGUCUAAGAUAGUGAUGGGGAAAUCCCUCUCCUAUACAUUUUUGUUGCAUUCUUCAAAAUUAUGACCUUUCUUUUUUCUUACUGUUAAUCAUGAAACAAUCAUUUCUUUAGAA
Populus euphratica (Euphrates poplar) is the source of this 1450-nucleotide messenger RNA. Its product is annotated as metallophosphoesterase 1-like. Gene Ontology annotation, molecular function: hydrolase activity. Lineage: Eukaryota; Viridiplantae; Streptophyta; Magnoliopsida; Malpighiales; Salicaceae. The record is from RefSeq and is a predicted model, not a curated record. Bases 138 to 1349 code for a protein of 403 amino acids. Gene Ontology annotation, biological process: GPI anchor biosynthetic process. The transcript is spliced from 4 exons.